Molecule: messenger RNA, 3951 nt
Organism: Fusarium verticillioides 7600
Lineage: Eukaryota; Fungi; Ascomycota; Sordariomycetes; Hypocreales; Nectriaceae
Exons: 2
Coding region: 472-1479 (335 amino acids)
Source: RefSeq, a predicted model, not a curated record
GCACAUGUUUGAUGGCUGAGACAUGAAAGACUGACUGGACUGGCCUGGCCUAACGUCUGCGGGCCUUGAAUCAUGUCCGGGCUUAUGCUUGAGCUUUUAGCGGUUACAUCCUUGAAGCAUCAAUUUUGGGUCCGUUCGCAUGGGAUGGACUGGCCUGGCGUCCCCCCUAUGCCCCCAUGCAGGGGGAGCUGAUGACGAUUAACUGAACAGGUUAUUCGUAUUAAUGAAGCAAGGCCACUCAUACACAAAAAGAUGACGCGCCAGAUCGACACGGGGAAUCCAUCCCAUCCAUAUUAACGUUGCACCCAAGCCUGCCAAGCUCUGCUCUUCUGUCUCUGCCUUUCUUCUUCUUCUUCUUCUCCUCCUCCUUCGCCAAGAGCUGCCAACUGUUCACGAUGCACCCGCACCAACGUCAAUCUAAAUCUACCUCUCCUUAAUGACCGUCGUACGUCCGUCGGAACCGCCGAAAUCAUGGCCGCUCAGUCUGGGGAGACAGGCCAGACGGGGCCCAUUGCCGUGUCGUUGCCGGUCAACAUGGCCAUCGCGGGCCUCUUCGCCAUAGCGUGCUACAACUGUCUCGAGAUCCUCAUCUCGCUACUGAGUCGCUUCAAACGGCACGAUGGUCUCUAUUUCUGGAGCAUGAUGGUAGCGACCCUGGGGAUAUUGCUGCACAGCAUCGUUGUCAUGUUGAGGUACUACAGCUUGGGGCCCAAUUUCUUGCUCUGCGUUUUGACGUGCGUGGGCUGGUAUGGGAUGGUCACCGGUCAAUCUGUCGUGCUGUAUUCUCGACUACAUCUCAUCGUUGACGAUAAGUCGAAGACACGAUGGGUUUUAUACAUGAUCAUCAUCAACUUCUUCAUACUACAUGUCCCGACGACGGUCCUCUUCCUUGGAAGCAACACCAAACACUCAGCCCGCUACAUCGGCGCCUUCAACGUCUACGAGCGCAUCCAACUCGCCGGCUUUUGCAUCCAAGAAACAAUCAUAUCAGGUCUCUACAUCUGGGAAACGUCGCGAGGCCUCAAACCGAUCUUUGCCGUGCGCAAGAAGAUGGAGCGCAAGAUCAUGCGAUACCUCAUCGUCGUCAACAUCCUCGUCAUCCUCCUCGACAUCAGUCUCAUCGUCACGCAGUACAUGAGCCACUUCAACAUCCAAACAACCUACAAACCCGUCGUGUACAGCAUCAAACUAAAAAUGGAGUUCGUAGUGCUCAACAAAUUGUUGCUCCUCGUCCAGCACAGUGAUUGCAAUUGCAUGCACAUCGUCGGCGAACCCGAAACCCCACCGCCAGAUCCUUCAAACGUCGAAUGUCAAUCAAUCGGACGAAAUUCCUCCACGCGGACAGGGAGCGACGUUCCCUUUCAAUCAAAUGUCGCCCCGAUUCAGAUGAACCACGUACAAAAGUACAGUACCAACGCAUCGUCACAGUCGGGAGGUCGUCACCAAAAGGCCAGCCCAUUAAACUUUCUCGACUACUGACGAUUACUCACCCCACACACAAUGUACAACUACGACGCCUCUGUAAGCUCUUCAAACAGCCACUGAAGCACGACCCUCACCGCUGUUACGAGUUUCCCAACUCAACUGCAAAUGCCGAAGCCAUCACUCGACACUGAGGCUGCCGUAAGCUAACAGCGCCACAAAGCCACCACGGCAAUAAAUAACUUUAGCCGUGUCGUUUCACCCAUCUCGCCAUUCGUCAUAGGGCGCCUGAGUUGGAGUUGGCAUUGCGUCUUCUGACCCAUCUCAGUGAUGACCUGGCUACAUACAACAUGGUCUUGGGACCAACCACUUACAAUCUACGAGGAUGACGCCGCCCAGAAAGAGGCGCAGAGCGACCUCGAAUUGAACAGAAUUGCCUCAUUUGCAAUUCGGCAUAUCAUAUCAUUGGGAGGAGUUCAGGAUUAAGGACAGUUCAUUUACCAGGGGGGAAAACGGAACCCGACUAGCAACAUUGAUACCCAUUGAUUCUCAUAUAUAUCAUUUACGAUCGUAAUACAAAAAGCCUCAAGACCAAAUUAUUCAAAAUCCUCGAUUCUCGUUUUUAUCCUGGCUGUGUCCUUCCAGCGAAGGACAAGCUUAUGAUCGUGCUCACGCGCUACGCGACGCCAAAUUCGAAGCAUGUCUUCCUCCGGCGGCUGCAGCUUCUUUCCGACGAUUCUCAUACACGGCUCGACUUUGGCGCUGUUGUAAGAGACCCUGUAGCUCCCGAUCACUCCGACAUUGAUGACCAUUCGUUGUAGCCUGGGCAUAUGAGAAGCUGCCUGCCCGGCUGCACAGAGGAGUUCGUGUGCAUAGUCUGGAUCAAUCGGACCUCUGAAUUCAUUGACGUUGAAAUUUGAGUAAUAACCUCGCGGCCGCCCACUCGGUGGGCCCCAUCGUUUGGUUUUGAAGAUGUCAGUGUUCGGGCCGUCCUUAUAGGGCACCGCAAGCCACUUUCCAGUGGGGGCGAUGGCAAGAAACCCGAUCUUGUAGGUUUCGAGUUUGGACCAGCCUGGACAGCUAGACAGAGCUUCUUCUGAUGGGCCCAUUACACUCAGUUCGAAACUGCCCUCGGCCGAGAAUCGCGUAAUAUUCUCUCGCUGCGAGAAGUUGAAGAGAGCUUGGCUGAGGUGAUCGCAGUUUUCGUCUGGAUCUAGUAUACUGGCGGGUAUGUGUGCAUGAUCCCGUGGUAUACCUCGUGAAUAAUGAAAAUUGAAGUCGUAGAUGCCUCGCGGCAAGAUAGACAGCGAACUUGCGAGCUCUACAGAACUGUCAGCGACUCAGGUUUGCAGUCCACGGAGAUCUUACUCUUUCUCAUAUCAAUCCUGAGACCUGGAUCUUUCAACUCUCUAUCGCUGAGGUGAAGUUUGAGCUUCUUCAGAUGUGGCAUCUUGCUUGCAAAGAUGCAUGCCGUGUGAGGUUCGAAGCAUAAACUCCAUGAGACGAGUUCAAAACUGCACGAAGCUAUGGACGGCAAUUCUGGUAGUUCCUCGCCGUUGUGGUUCAUAUCAAAAUAGAUAGUUGUAAGCCAGGGACCCUCUAGGGUAUUUGCUUCCAUCUCUUCAGGGCUGGAAAUCCGACUCAGUCCAAAUUCCCGGGGGAUUGGGAAUCCGAACCGUAUAUCGAUGUACGGUUCCUGAUUCUCGUGGACAGGAGCCAAUUUAAGGGCGUUGAAGAGGAUUCUCAUGAUCUUGGCGAACACUCUAUCGUAGCCUCUGUCUCUCGGGUGGGGAAAGUCAAUCACGCUAGUGACAUAGUCCCCAUCGCCAUCACCUUCAUGUUCUUCGAACUCAUCCUCAGAUGAGACAUAGCCUGCAUCAUCUCUAGCUCUCAAAAAGUCCCCUCUUACAUCAAGUCCAGGAGGGAAAAUGAUGGGAGUAUCCCAUGGUCGCGGAAGGGGAAAGGCGAUGAGAACAGCGAUAAAGCGAACAUACCCCAGGCGCCGUUCAGUGAGAUACCCGUGCUGUGCCGCUUCAAUCAGCCUCUUGGGCGAGAUGACAAGGGUAUGGAAAGUGAAUGGCUCAAAGGCGAGCUGCCAAUUGUGUGAGACGGCGGCGUAUGGGGCAAGGGAAUUGUGUCGAGAUAACGUCCGGGGGGUCUUCAACGUGUCAUUAGAGUCCCAGACGUCGAAGACGGUGUUGAUGUCAAUUUGCGGUCCACACGCAGCAGCCUCCGCUGCGAUCAUGGAGAGGAGCUCAGUCGAGAGGCGAUCCAUUUUGAGUUUGGGAAGCGCUGGCGGUUAGUUAGAGUUAGUCUAGACUAACGGAGAUUGUUUGAUGAUAUCGAUACGUAAGCGGGCGCGAAUGAGAAUGGGGUUCUCACGUGAUCGACGUCACGAGUCUCAAGGUCAAGGGAAGACAUGCAAGUCAGCAAGACAAACCUCAUGUCACAGAGAGAGUUCACAAGGCAAUUAAUAGUGCUUUACUAUUCACUGACAUUUAGGCCUUGGAAAAAAAGAUUGAUCAGAGU